Molecule: messenger RNA, 986 nt
Organism: Ipomoea nil (Japanese morning glory)
Lineage: Eukaryota; Viridiplantae; Streptophyta; Magnoliopsida; Solanales; Convolvulaceae
Product: ras-related protein RABA1f-like
Exons: 2
Coding region: 107-760 (217 amino acids)
Cellular component (GO): endosome
Molecular function (GO): GTP binding; GTPase activity
Source: RefSeq, a predicted model, not a curated record
AUUCAUCUCUUUCUCUCUCUAUAUACAUACACACACAUAAAUACAGGGAGAGGGAGAAUCGAAGAGAGAAUUGGAAACUGCAGAAGAAGAAGAGGAGCAAAGAACAAUGGGGGCUUACAGACCGGAAGACGAUUACGACUACUUGUUCAAGGUGGUGCUGAUCGGCGACUCCGGCGUCGGAAAAUCCAACCUUCUCUCCAGGUUCACCCGCGACGAAUUCAGCCUGGAGUCCAAGUCCACCAUCGGCGUCGAGUUCGCCACUCGAACCAUCCACGUAGCAGACAAGGUCGUCAAAGCCCAGAUUUGGGACACCGCCGGACAAGAACGAUACCGUGCAAUCACCAGCGCAUAUUACCGGGGAGCUGUCGGCGCAUUGCUCGUGUACGAUGUGACGCGUCAAACAACCUUGGAAAACGCGGCGAGAUGGUUGAAGGAGCUCCGCGACCACACGGAUUCCGGCAUUGUUAUAAUGCUGGUGGGAAACAAAGCAGACCUGCGGCACCUGCGGGCUGUCAGCGUUGAAGAAGCGAAGGAAUUUGCGGAGAAAGAGAGCAUCUUUUUCAUGGAAACCUCGGCGCUGGAAUCCAUGAAUGUUGAAAGCGCCUUCACGGAAGUGCUGGCUCAGAUACACGGCGUUGUUAGCAGGGCAAGUCUUGAGGGAGGCGACAGCCCGGCAUCGUUGCCUAAGGGACAGAGCAUUAACGUUGGGAGUAAGGAUGAUGUUUCGGCGGUUAAGAAUCCUGGCUGCUGCUCUGCUUAGCUUAGCUUAGAACAAUCGCCAUUUCAAUGGCCGGCCAGCAUAUUAUUUUGUGCAGCCCAUUACCAAAAUAUUAUUUAUUUUGUGGUUUGGUUUUCAGUGUAGUAUUAUUAUUAGGUGGUUAAGUACAUCCUAGUACUAGGAUAAUAUAAAUAUAUACUGAGUUGAGAUUUGAGAAUGAGUUUGAAUUUGUAUGAACUAUGAAGGUGUGUUUUGUUUUAUUGCGAAA